Molecule: messenger RNA, 4332 nt
Organism: Hemibagrus wyckioides
Lineage: Eukaryota; Metazoa; Chordata; Actinopteri; Siluriformes; Bagridae
Product: collagen alpha-1(XXIII) chain-like
Exons: 26
Source: RefSeq, a predicted model, not a curated record
GUACAGGGGAAACCUGGACGCGACGGCUACCCGGGGCCUCUCGGCUUGGACGGUAAACCCGGUCCUCCUGGGCAAAAAGGAAGCCAGGGGCCAUCUGGACCAAAAGGAGAUAAGGGUGACCAAGGAGAGAUUGGGCCACGGAUGGUCUUCCCUCGUUACGAUCACGGCUUCAUCUCUGCUGACCAGCCCACUUUCCAGAGACGUAUGCUGAAGGGUGAUCAAGGCCAGGCCGGUCCUCCAGGCCCACCCGGACCCCCUGGACCAAGAGGUCCUCCUGGAAACACUGGGAAGGACGGACCACGAGGUCCUCCUGGAGAACAGGGUCUCCCUGGAAAUGAUGGACAUAGGGGAUCGAGUGGUUUACCAGGUGAUCCGGGAGAAGAUGGUCAUCCAGGUUCUCCAGGCCCACAGGGACCCCCAGGGUCAAAGGGAGAACGUGGGGAACCGGGAGCUAAAGGUGACCGAGGCAUGGAUGGCCUCCCGGGCCUUAAGGGAGACAAAGGAGAAGUCGGAGAAACUGGACUUCAGGGAGAAAUGGGUCCUCCGGGCGAGAAAGGUGCCACCGGUUCCAGUGAUGUCAUCGCCUUCAACGACAAACUGCUAGACGCUUUUCAGGGACCGCCGGGUCCUCCUGGACCUCCUGGACCUCAAGGACCUCCUGGAAAGGACGGGAUGAAGGGAGAACUGGGCUUACCUGGACUUGCUGGAGUAGAUGGAGAGAAGGGAGCUAAAGGAGAUGCUGGAGAACCAGGAAGCCCUGGAGACAGAGGAGAGAAGGGAGAGAUGGGACUCUCUGGACCUGCUGGAAUGGAUGGACCGAAAGGAGAGAAAGGAGACAGCAGACUAGAAGACAACCUGGUUCAGAUGAUUUCUCAGCCAGGACCACCAGGACCUCCAGGACCAAGAGGACCUCCGGGAUUUAUGGGUCAUCCUGGGAUUCCUGGACCGAAGGGCGAUUACGGAGAGAGUAUUAAAGGAGACAAGGGAGAUCCAGGAGUUCCAGGAAAUCCGGGAGUUCAGGGCCCACAGGGACCCACAGGUCCUGCAGGGUUGGUCGGCCUUCCGGGAUCCAAGGGUGAAAAAGGAAAACAAGGAGAGCCUGGAUUAGACGGAUUCCCUGGGCUUACAGGAGAAAAAGGAGACACAGGGGUUAAAGGAGAAAAGGGCGAUCGUGGCUCUGUAGGGAAGAGGGGGCUGAAGGGGCAGAAAGGAGAGCAGGGACCGCCCGGGUUAGACCAGCCCUGUCCUGUGGGUCCAGAUGGACUUCCGAUUCCAGGCUGUUGGCACAAGUGAUUGCUAACACGAAUCAGGUUCCUGUACAUAUUCCUACAGUAUAAAUACAACCUCCUAUUUUUUUAACAAGACUCUGAUGAUUAUUCAUCAGCCUUCAGUAUUUUUUAUAGAUUAUAUAUAUGUAUAUUUUUUUCAAUAUACUUAACAUUCUGGAGCAGCCUAGGAGUUUGUAUAUUUGUAUAGAUAUAUUUUUGAACCUGUAUCGGACAUUUUGGAAGGACUGCUCCAUUGCCUCUGCUGCAUGACCCCUGCAUGUGCAUCACGUCACGUGAUCAGCGGUCGAACCGGGAGCGUUUUGUUCUGUUUUCAAAGGACGAAGGGACGAUGCAGAGGAUCAAGCGAAAGCGUCUGUCGCAGCCUUGACUACACGAGCAGAGGAGUUGAAGUCAUGGAUCCGUCAUACAGGAGCGUCUUCGUGAUGAACUGAAAGCCUGGAGAAGUAGCCCUUGCUGUGUAGGGCUGCGUGGGAGUACGUGUAGUGGCUCUCGUGACGGUCAUGUCGUCCAGAGAAGAUGUUUUGAGCUCUUCACAAGCUGACGGAUGGAGCAAAAAAAAAAGCUGGUUAUAUCUUCAUAUACGCUAACGGUCAGGUGUGAAGUGAUAUCGAAGAGCUAGCUGAUAUCUAACGUCUUGAUUUGUUUAUCAUUACUAGCGCACGCUUCGUUUUUUUUUCUUCAGGUGGUUCUUUUAUUUGUUUUGUUUUGUUUUGUAAUUAAAGAAAGGUUAGCGUGUUACUGUAUUUUUUAUUCUGAUUACGAUAAGUACACAACUACUAGAUUGUAUUAUAUUUUGUUAACAUAUUGUCAUAUUGAUUGCUUAUAUUGUUGGGAUGCUUCGUGUUACCAUGACGACCUGUGAUUUCCUUUAACAUCACAUUCAGUUUCUGUAUCUAUGUAUUAAUUUAUGGUAUAUUUUGCUACACGGUAUAUUAUGGUAUAAUUGCUCGGGAUGCAUUGAUUUGAUUGAUUUUUUUUUACCCUUUUUUUGUUGCAAACAAGGAGGUUUACGGUAUUUUAUUUAAAGGCUUGCACGCGCGCAGGCUGAGGUUAUUUGAAAUGAAAUGCGUUAGAAUUAGCUAGCUGAGUGAGCUAGUUUGGAAAAACGUUUCUGUACAGUUACGAUUCAGUUUUAUUGUCUUUAACGCAUAAAAAAAUCGUUUGUUGUUGAUCGAUGAUGAAUGACCGAUAUCGGCUGAUCGCCAAAAAUAGCAUACCGGGCACGUGCUGUUAUUUUCUCUCACACGGUAUCACCGUUAGACAUUUUUUUCCUCAGCUAUUUAGUGUCAAGGAUUGAAUUUUACGAUCAUUUUUAACAUGUUUAUUUGUUUUAUGGGAAGAUUUCCUGCUUUUCGCAGAGUUUGCUCGAUUUUCAUUGUCAUCAUUAACCGAUGUUCAUUUCAUGUCGUCAUGACAACCGUCCGGAUUUUCUCGAAAGUUCGUGCGUGUACAAAUUGUGAAGAUUGUUGUUUUGGUCAGAAAAUAAGACGAAUGAAACAAAAAUUCGUUUUGUUUGUGUAUAUUGAAUGAUGAAGUUUAUCUUUGCCUUAAUGAAAGAACAGUUUUGGGGGAAAAAUCGCACGUGUUCUGGUUACGGUCGCGUCUCAAUCCGCUCUUUAGCUCCCUAGUAUAGUGUGUACACGAGUUGUGGUAGAUUCAGUUAAACCGUAUGUUGUUUUUUUUUAUUACUACAACAAUGCUAAUAAGCUAUUUAUAUUUUAUAAAUAUGUUUUUUCGAGCUGAGAGGACUGAGAAAAUACGACAUUCAGAUUUCCAGGGCAUAGUUUUUGUAGUGCAUUGUGAAUUAGGGAGCGAGGGUAAGUUCCAGUGCACUAGCGACAGAGAGCCCUUAAAAUGGCCGACUCCCUGCUCAGUGCCCUGAUUAGUGAACUAGGAAGCUGAUUGGGACGCAGCCGAUAUUUCUGUAAGCGUUACACGACAGGCAGCAGUGCACGAGGUCACACGGUCACGUGGUAUCGAUUACUGAUCUGAUGGAGAUCAUGUGUAUUAGCCUCAGUAUCCAUGCAUCCCUGCUAACUGGGUUUUAAUAGACCAGGAAGACUCACAUGAGGUCUGGUUUUCAUUCAUGGAAAGUUCUAGAUGUUAUUGAUUCACAGAAGCGUUUACAUACAAGUUUAUUUACUACACAAGUUAAGAAUAUACUCUAUGCAGAUGAGUUGAGUUGACUUAAGCGGACGAUUUUACUCUGUACAAAUGUUUUUUUCUGCCAAUUUACACACACACACAUACACACACACACACACACACACAGGUGCAUUGUAAAUGUUCCACUCAUUUACUGCUACAGAUUAACACCAUCUCUCUCUCAUUCUCUCUCUCUCUCUCUCUCUCUCUCUCUCUCUCUCUCAUUUUCUCUCUUUCUGUCUCUCUCUCUGUCCCCCAUCUACUCCCCUCUCACUCUGUCUCUCUCUAUCCCCCCGUCCCCCUCUCUCUGUCUCUCUCGCUCUCUUUCACACACACACACACGUGCAUUGUAAAUGUUAGAUAGGAAAGAGAUGCCCCCCCCCGUCUCUCUCACUCUCACACACACACACACACUUCAGUCUCUGCCUUAUUCGAAUGUAUACAAAGCCAUUCAAUCACAAGCCAUGAUAACGCAGUGUGUUAAAUCCCGCUCACUGUGAAUCCUGGCGUGUUUUUCUAUUUCAGACUUUAUUUCAGAAUGGUUUUACUUCCUAAGUGUUGCUGCUGAACAAGUAUUUGUAUUUAUCUUUUGCGAUUUCCAAGCAGAAGCUUUCUCUCAUGCCACCAGCGCAGACAAGAGCCGAACUUCUCACAAUUUGUGUUUUAUAACAUGGAUAUAAAGGGUUUAUUAUACAAUAAUAAGCAUCCAUAGCUUGUUAACUGGUCUUUAUAGAAUGAUGGUUUAUAGACAAAGUUUCCAAAAACAUUUGAUUUUUUUUGCCUUAUAUAGUCAGUGGGGUUUACUCUGUUUGUGUUUGUGUGCAAGUUCGGCAAAAUGGUGUCGAGUUAUUGCUCACGAAAAUGUUCAUAUAUUUCCAAAUAAACUAUUUUCACUUAA